AUGGCAUCUGAUUCUGAAAUGAACAAUGCUCUUGAUCCAAGUGAAAUUGGUGAUGCCGACUCCCUGGUAUCUACCGCAGAAAGCGAAGAGGAAGCGGAGUACCUCGUGAAUGACAUCCAUGCGGAGCGGAGGUUCUAUGUAGAACCAGAUUCUGAGGAUGAUGAAGGUGUCUUUAUCACUCAGUAUUUGGUCGAGUGGGCUGGGUACAGCAUGGACAGGUGCAGUUGGGAGCCGAAGGAAAUGUUUACUUCGGAAGAGACACUUGAAGACUGGGAAGAGAAGAAAAAGCAGAUUGCGGAGGGCAAGGUGCCUCGCUUCGAUCUCAAGUCAUGGGAGAAGCGCAUGGCUUUGUUGGAGAAGAAGACGAAAAAGCGAAAAGAAGAUCGAAGGCGCAAACGAGAGCAAAGGGCAAGACAGAGAAGCCUCCCUCAGGCUGAAUCAUCUCGACUGGCCAAUCCCGGUAUCAUAGAUGCCGAUGAGCCCGAAGCAGAUACCGCAUCUCACAGAGCUCCCAGUUGCCUAUCCGUUGAUUCCAUGGCUUCGGCCUUAUUUGUAGAAGCUGAAACCCCUCCGCCGUCAAAAACUGUGGCUCGCCAAUUGCUGCAACAAAUGGCACCUCCAAGGUCAGCUACCUCCAGUGCGCAAACACCUCGGAACGAGCCUCCAGGAUCAACAACCUUGAUUGCACAGAGAGAAACAAGCCCGGGCAAGCCAAACUCGCGACUCUCUCAGCUCGCAAAGAAACUUAGUGCCAAGCACAAGCCCAAGGCGUGCCCGAAAAGCCCCCCACAAGCAGCGAAGCCGACAUUGUCUUCCUUUGGUACAGGCUCGGGGGCCAAGCGCGCAUCCCGUGAUAAUAAUAAAUGGAGUGAACGAGCACCGGAUUUGUCACAGAUGAAGCUGAUGAAGCCUUCUGAAUUUCCACCAAGGAUGAACAUAGUCGCCAACACCCCAGUCAUUGGCCCAUCUGUGACAAGUCCCAAGUCCCCGAAAGCCCCAAACCAACCUGCUUCCGAGAAUUCAGUCCGCCAGACCGGUCUAGUAAAGACACAUACUGUUCAAACAGACGAUAAAGCUACGAAACAGCCACAGAAACCUGUUGUCCUCGCGCCUUCGUCCGUCAUGGCUCCUCCAGUGUCUCGCUCUUCGAACUUAGGCUCCACUGCGUCAGUUUCCUCGUCGGCUGUGUUGUCUGGCCCCAGUGCACCAUUGAAUGCAGAAAGACAUGUUGGUCCUGUAGAUUCAACUCCCUCUUUUCCCUCGUCAGCUACCCAACCAAAGCCCCCUCCACAGGCCGACCUCACCCAGCCUGUCGAUUCUGUAGAUUCUACUGUCCCUACUUUCUCGCCGGCAGGUGAGGCUCCUUUGAAGAAUCCUGCUGGGCGGCCAACCUCUGCCCUUAUUACGCCCUCACCAGCUCCCCGUCCCCCAUCACAGGCCAAUAUCGACACACCUACCGGUCCUUCGGCCUCUACUAGCUCCGUCUUCCCUCCAGUUGUCCUUUCCGGAGCCCGUGCGGAGGCUACUUCAAUGAAACCUGCUGGACUCUCGGAUCCCCUUAAUGCUCUCUCGCCAGCCAUUCCAACUCGGCCGCGUGCAAGGGUCAAUCUCGAGAGGCCUACUGGGAAUCGACACUCGCAGGACAGCCGCGAGACAGUCCGAGGCUGGGACAACUAUAGGCCUGACUCAGCCUACAACACAAUCGUGGCUGAUACAUACCGACCGUCAGAGCGCUCUCAUCGGCCGUCGCCGUCUCGAUGGUCAUCACCACCUCGGCGGUCAUCUCCAUCCCGACGGCCACGCUCACCACCCCCACGCCGGCCAUCGCCAUCUCGAUGGUCAUCACCCUCUCGUCGGUUACCGCCCUCCCGAAGGUCACGCUCACCACGCUCACGUCGGCAAUCCCCAUCUCGAUGGUCAUCACCACCCCGAAGGUCACGGUCACCGCCCCCCAGUCGGCCGUCAAGGUCUUCUCACCGUGAUAUGGGCGGUUCUUACGCGCCUCGUAGCCCGUCACCGAGUCAUCAUCGGAUUGCGUCAAGAUCUUCGAACUUAAUCGGGUUGAAUGUAAACCCAUCAGCCAAUGCUCAAGCAUUUGUGCCCACUGAACCCAGAGCUGGACCACCUGCUCAACCAAGUCUUUCCAUCGCGGCCCAAAUUGCAAGAAUGCCGGUGCGUGAUAGCCGGGCGCCCGGUUGCCGAAAGAUUGGUGAUUACUGGUGCAACAAAGUCUUAGGAGAGGUUCUUGUCCACAUAUUUAUCGGACCCGACAGGAGACCCCUCGGUGCUUUCAGACUAUGCGGCAUCCCUCAGAACGUUCGGCAAUGUCUGAUGUUUGCUAAGAAUCCGGAAACGCACCAAGUCGAGGUUUGGUUUAAGUACCUAUGCACAGUCAGGGACUACGAAAGAUUGUGCGAAUCCAGUGCGAUAAAUUCUGUACGGAGUACCGGCUGGCUCGAGGGCUUCAGCGACACCAACGAAAAUCUAGUUCAUCUAGCAGAGGAUCUGCGAAAGGACGACCUCAUCGCCAUUCACUAUCCUGCGGAGCAAAGAAAGGGACUGGCUCCAGUUGUCUGGCUUGCUUGGUCACAUGGGUCACAGGAAUUCAAGUUUCCAGAUCCUAAUGAUGAAGUGCCACCCGGCAUUCCUCUACUCGUUGCCGCUCGCACUAUGCUCGCACCGAUCGAAACUCUAGGGGCAAGUGGGCCUAGCCAGCCUAGUGAACGACCGCAUAGCCUUUUGCCAGAUACAUCGCUUUCACUGCGCGUGCAGCCCCCUAGUGCAGGUGAUGGCCUAGAGUCUGGCAGUCACACAAGACGGUCGAACUUCCACCAUGAUACGGGAAUGAGUGGAUCCUUGCAAUCUCGAGAGACGCUGGCCUUAGCACCGUUCCAAAGAUUUCCGCCCGCAGGUGAACUCAAGGAUAAUUCAAUUGGCGCUAACCCCCAACCCCAAGAUAACCUCGCGGUCCAAGCGGCUAAAGCAGCAGUCCAAGCGGUUGACGAGUUCAUGAAAGCCCACAAAAUCAGCGUGGAAGAACUUGCGACAAUCGAGGAAGGCGGAAAACUAUCAAAGGCACAUAUGUUCUAUUUGCACUUUCCCCUAGGCAAUGAGGAAGUGCAAAUGGAACUGCAGCUUCUGCAGAGAAUUUUGGACUACUAUAAGAAGAUUGUUUUCACAAGUGACAACCCCGAAGAUUGGGCGAAAUUUGUGCACAGCAGCAGACAGGGCGUGGCCAUAUUUCACGAAUCAUUCGCCGGAUACGAUACGUUGCAUCCCCCGCUCAAUUCUGUGCUUCCUACCAACCCGUUCAAUUUCUGGAUUGUCCGCAUUCAAAGACCACUGGAAUUAGUUGAUCCCCGGUAUUGUUCACCUAGUGACCACGGCCUACGCAUCUUCCCACAUGGCGGUGUCAUACUUCUCACUGAAGAUGUGUUGACAGACCUAAAAGGGGUGGCGGUCACCCUCCAAUGGAUUCGGAAUGUAAACAAGAACAAACGCAAGUCUUGGACGCUGAUGCUCCCCCCUGGGAUACUUGAUUGGAUCGAAAGGAGACUCAGUGAUGAGAAUCACUCGCAAGAUCAUGGCCUCCUGCUGCUCAUCCACAUGUUGAUCAUCAAGAACAACGCCACGGACCCUCGCACAGGCUUGUUCGAUACAGCCAGUCUACACCUUAACUCAAAAAGCAACGUCAUCGCACCCUCUCUUAAUGAAUACGGUACUCGCACGGAGCACCACGGCCUCAAAAUCAAGGACAAAAUUGAACGAGACGCAGAUCAUCUGAUCGAAUUCUUCGCAGGAUGGUCACUGAUUAACGUACCACGCUUCCGGAACUUCAUCGCUGUCACAUCUCUCAGUGCUACUACCGGGCCACGGUGGAACAAAUGGGGCCAUAUGACUGUCAUGCGAGGUGGUUUCGCCCAUUUCUUUAAGCGGUUCAAAAUAGACUCGGUAGGCCUUAUGGGCUACCUGUCAGGUGCCAAGCCACAGGCUUCUGUUGGCCAAGUAGCUACCCCGAUGACCGCGACCACACCGCUGACGCCUAAUUGGGCGUCCCACAACUCCAACGCCGCUAUUCAAUCUACCUUUACAGGCAGCCCAAACGGUAAUGGCACAAACAAGUACCCUGCUCCCUACAAGUGA
Molecule: messenger RNA, 4143 nt
Organism: Penicillium egyptiacum
Lineage: Eukaryota; Fungi; Ascomycota; Eurotiomycetes; Eurotiales; Aspergillaceae
Source: the annotation of a GenBank genome assembly